Cylicocyclus nassatus is the source of this 786-nucleotide messenger RNA. The record is from the annotation of a GenBank genome assembly. Lineage: Eukaryota; Metazoa; Nematoda; Chromadorea; Rhabditida; Strongylidae.
AUGAUCAUCUGCGACUGCGGUGUGGAAGUGGACGGUCCAUUGCUAUACGGGAUGAAGGAAGGCAUUACGGUGUCGGAAGUGGAAUCAGUCGAAAGAGCUUACAUAUCCGAGGAUGAUGAAGAAAGCUUGAGUAUUUAUCAGCAUCUAGCCGUAUCUCAAAGAUACCACUCUCGUGAGCUAAAAAUGCAUAAUAUCAUCACUAUUAAACAUACCAUUAUCACAAAUGAAACAUCUUUGAAUGACAUAUGUGAAGCGAUUGAAAAUGUCAGUAUUUUGAUCAGUGCUUGUAAGACUGAAAUUGGUCAACAAUUAGUCAUGAAUAUGUCACAGAGCUCAGGCAUACCCACGGUUCAUCUCCUUCGAAGCGACUGGAAUGCGCUACUUGAGAAUAACACCGACAAGACUCCCCAAAAUCAGAUCUUCUUAAUACCUACGGUUACUGUAUUCGACAACGUCAUUCUCGAUGUUCUGCCAAGCCUUAACUUAUCAAGAAACGUGAGCGUAUUGUUUGAUCUUACUUAUGGAAAUCUGGAAAACUUACGGAAAGUCUUUGGCAUGCUGCCCAUCUGCGCAAACUUUUUUCAGCUACAGACCACUUCAAACAAGCUUCAGGAGCAGCUAAAAUAUGUCGCUGGCAUUGGACGAGUUAUUAUUAUCGCUAAGACGGCCAACGCUGUGAUGGUAGCGAAAGAGGUUCGCACUUCAAUUGGAAUUUGCUACGCUCUCAGAAUUGGUCUGUUGCAAAAAAAUAACGACUGGACGCUGCCUUUUUUCUCAAGUUUCUAA